This is a messenger RNA of Ilex paraguariensis (yerba mate), 938 nucleotides long. Lineage: Eukaryota; Viridiplantae; Streptophyta; Magnoliopsida; Aquifoliales; Aquifoliaceae. The record is from the annotation of a GenBank genome assembly.
AUGGAGGCAAAGGCACCAUUGGAGAUCGAAAGACAGAUUGAUCAGUCUGUGGGUCGGCAAAAGAUAUGUGAAAAAUGUUGGAAUGAAUCGAAAAACAUGUGGAAGAUCGCAGCCCCGGCUAUACUUACGGCUGUGUCUCAGUUCUCUAUUGGGUUUGUCACAUCCGCAUUUGUUGGGCACUUGGGAGAGGUAGAACUUGCUGCUGUGUCCGUCGUUCAGAAUGUGAUCGAAGGCUUCGUUUUUGGAGUCAUGUUAGGAAUGGGAAGUGCCCUCGAGACACUUUGUGGCCAAGCAGUUGGUGCAGGACAAUUCGAAAUGCUUGGAAUCUACAUGCAAAGAUCAUGUAUUAUCACUCUAGUUACAGCUUUGUUUCUAGCACCCUUUUAUAUCUUCACUUCGCCGUUAUUGAAACUCCUUCAUCAGAGUAAAAGUAUUUCAGAGCUUGCUGGGAAGUAUGCAAUUUGGGUGAUUCCACAAUUGUUUGCUUAUGCGCUGAACUUUCCCAUUCAAAAGUUUCUCCAAGCUCAAAGUAAAAUCUGGGUUAUGACUGUGAUUUCUUUAGUGGUUUUGGCACUUCAUGUGCUGCUCAAUUGGGUGUUUGUGAUAAAGCUUGGGCAUGGUCUCCUUGGUGCUGCUAUAGUUGAGAACAUCUCAUGGUGGCUCUUGGUUUUGGCUCAAAUGGUUUAUGUGGUCUCAGGGUUUUUCCCAGAGGCAUGGACUGGAUUUUCUUUAUUGGCAUUCAAAUCCUUAGCUGGUUUCUUGAAGUUGUCACUUGCCUCGGCUGUCAUGCUGUGCUUGGAGCUAUGGUAUUACUCUAUAGUGAUUCUUUUGGUUGGGUGGUUAAAGAAUCCAGAAAUUGCAGUAGAUGCCAUUUCAAUCUGCAUGAACUUGGAAAUUUGGACCCUCAUGAUCACUCUGGGUUUUAAUGCUGCAGUCAG